Molecule: messenger RNA, 1238 nt
Organism: Clunio marinus
Lineage: Eukaryota; Metazoa; Arthropoda; Insecta; Diptera; Chironomidae
Source: the annotation of a GenBank genome assembly
ACAGUGAACCAAACUAGCAAGUAACCAUGCCGAUUGUUAAUCAUUUUCUCUGCUUUGAUCUCCAAACCGGAGGUUACGCAAUUGGAACCUUCGAAAUCAUUCUUCACAGUUGCCUCAUCGCCUUUUCCGGGUAUCGUUUGAUGAACACAAAUAAUUCGGUUCAAAUUGCUAUGCUUUCUGGAGAAAUGGCAAUUUAUGGAUUUGGACUGCUUACAGCUGUUUUAUUAAUUGUUGGAGCAUCAAAGAAAAUUGUUCCACUAAUAUUCCCAUACCUGAUAUCAUCGCUUUUAGUUUUGGUGGCAAUAAUCAUCAAUCUAGUGACACUCAAUUGGCAAUAUGUGCCUUUUGCAAUCUACAUAGUGUACACAUUUAUUUGUAUCUUAUCACUUUGCCAACAAAUUCGUGAAGAAAAAGUUCGUAAAAGUGUAAAUGGCUAUCAACAAGCACCAUUAAGUGAAUAAUCUUACUAAGAAAUCGAUAAAAAUGUCGUCAUAUGUAUAAAGGUGCAGCAUUUGAUAAAAUGAUAUGAAAAGUUUAUGAAUCACCGCGAAAGCUUAUCAGGUCGUGAAAAAAAACAUAAAAGAAUUAAAAACAGGAAUAAAAUCUCAGUUCAUUAUUUACUUCAGAGUAAAAGUUUAUUUCAAAUCAUUUUCACAGUUAAAUAGAAAAAUUGACUUCCUGUAAUUAUCUAAGUUUAUGGCUCAGUUUUAAAUGUUAAGUUUUCAGUUCGUUAAAAAGUUAUUACUUUUAUAAAAAGCUACAAUUUAUUAAUUAAGAAGUCUUAUCUUGAACAACAUCAAUGAUGAUAACAGCAACAAUAAAGCUUAAGUAAAUUGCAAUUGAAGUCCAUUUGAUAAUUUUAAGCAACAAUUGAUUCUCAUCCCUGGAUUCAGUAUUUUCACAUUUAAAAAAUAUAAAACCAAGUACAAUGCCGCUGAGUGCUCCAAACACAUGAGCUUGAUAAUGAAUUUUUGGUUCUUUGUUUCCAUUUACCAUACAGUGGAAAAUUGCAUAAACAAUAUCAGAGAUCGAUAGCAGACCGACGAAGAUCAUUCGAUGAAAACGAAACGAGAUUGUUGAGAAAUUCUGUUGAAUGUUCAGAGACUAAUGAGAGUAAGUUUAUAUGAAAAGAUCAGGUGAUAAUUUACCAAAAAAAUGUGUGGGAUGUAGCUCAUUAAAAGAGCGUAAAUUCCCGAACUAGCACCAACCAUCAGCGAGAGAUCGUCAGCCAUUGAAGC